This is a messenger RNA of Cucurbitaria berberidis CBS 394.84, 1398 nucleotides long. RefSeq names its product glycosyltransferase family 25 protein. The transcript is spliced from 4 exons. The record is from RefSeq and is a predicted model, not a curated record. The coding region runs from base 1 to 1164 and encodes 387 amino acids. Lineage: Eukaryota; Fungi; Ascomycota; Dothideomycetes; Pleosporales; Cucurbitariaceae.
AUGAGGUCAUGGCAGAGGUUGCCACGCAGCACUCGACGUAAUCACCAAUGUCUCCCCACUCAAAGUACCGCAGCUCAAGUAGCCCAGGGGAGUGAAUGCUUUUCUUCAGCCAGGCAAGAACUAAGGAACAUUGUAAGAGACGGUCUCCACCCAGCCAAUGCGACCCUGGGCUUUGGCACCAUUCUCGCCGUCUCACAUAUCCAGUCGCCUCGACGCAGAAGCCUACUAUGGGCAGCGAAUCUAACGGACCUCGAGGUUGUAAUUCCAGACCAGGAAGAUUGGACAGAAGGUGAUGUGCAGAACUUCCGUGCCAAGGAGGGCAGUAGCAUAAGCAAAGGAAGUGCACUGGCGUGGCUAGGACAUUUAGAUGCGCUGAGAUGGUUCCUGAACACGACGCACGAAACAGCACUCAUAAUCGAAGACGAUGUAGACUGGGACAUGUCCAUUCGACAGACGCAGAUCCCUCUUCUCGCCGCAGCAGUACGCGUCCUCCUCGCCAACAACUCCAGUGACACUGGGUACUGGUCGCAUGCCUCCAACUGGGACCUGCUCUACCCAGGGCACUGCGACGACCUGCUCUCCCCAUCGACCUACCUGGCUCAUCCCCACCUACUAUACCGCGACGACACCACGCCACAGCACACGCUACUCCACCCGGAUACAUUCAACUUCCUGCACUCCUUUGCUUUACCGGAAGGUACACGGUUCCUGCACCGCGCCUUCUGGCCCUUCUGCACAUUCGCCUACGCCGUAACCCGACGCUCUGCUUCUCUAAUCCUAGCACACCUCUCCCGCGAACUAGAGGGCGGCACUAGCGCGUUCGACGUGGCAUUGCUGGCGUCCUGUCGCGAUUUGGACUGGAGGUGCUGGAGUGUGAGUCCAGAGCUGUUUCACCAUACUCAGGGCCAGUCGGAGAUUUCCAGAGCGGAUGGAAAUGGCGAUGUAGAAGUAGGGGCGAAAAGGGCAACGAGGGCGACGUGGAAUAUAGGAUGUGGCGCGAGACAUGCGCAGUUGUGGAUGGACGAGAGUGAUGUGGUGGGAAGGAGGGAGCUGAAGGCGUUGGUGGAGGGCAUAGUGGAGAGGGGUGAAUGUCCCGUUGAUGGAGUGGAGGAGGAGAAGGGCUGGAAGGGGUGUGAGUGGGGAGAAUGCGGUGCUCAGUCCUGAUAUCCUGGCCAUGCAGAUAUAUAUUCGGCAAUCUUCUACGGUGCCAGACGAGAAUGGUCAAAGACAUCAGUCCAUUUGGAUUUUGAUAUAAUGAUUAUCUACAAAUAGCCGCCCCGCCGUGCACUACCGCCCAGUCGUAACUGAUCGGUAAAUGCACAAAGCAACUCGUACGCCAUAUCAUACAAAAAAAGCCCGCACACGAAGAUAUGGAUGGGUAUCCAGAAGCGAAUGGGA